Eucalyptus grandis is the source of this 2765-nucleotide messenger RNA. Its product is annotated as folylpolyglutamate synthase. The coding region runs from base 105 to 2369 and encodes 754 amino acids. The record is from RefSeq and is a predicted model, not a curated record. Gene Ontology annotation, biological process: tetrahydrofolylpolyglutamate biosynthetic process. Gene Ontology annotation, molecular function: tetrahydrofolylpolyglutamate synthase activity; ATP binding. Gene Ontology annotation, cellular component: cytoplasm; mitochondrion; cytosol. The transcript is spliced from 18 exons. NCBI's taxonomy places the organism in Eukaryota, Viridiplantae, Streptophyta, Magnoliopsida, Myrtales, Myrtaceae.
GAAAACAAGGAGCAGCUGCGGGAGAAUAUUGUUCAUGCCGCCAGUGAUCAACGCAGGCGGCAGACAUCGGAUGAUGACGAUGGCCAUCGUCGUCGGAGGAAUUCAUGGAGAAGGAGCAGGAGACGGCGACGAUGUUUCCUACUAAACUAGGCGAGAUGGGGUGGUGGGGUCCUCCCUAUAACCCUAGAGGCCGGUCCUUGUCGCGUGAAUCGCACUCGAGCCAAUCAACUCGGGGCCGGACGACGAAUCAUCACGUCGGGUUCUUGCAUUCCCAGCCGUAUUUAUACGGCGAGGCAGUUCACGCCACAGGGCGUGGAACGGGAGGGGACAAGACCCGUAACAAGAAGUGGCGCCCAAAAGUUGGCGAGCCAAGCUUCCGAGAUAAUGCUUCACGAGGUUGGCAUUCUCUAAUGCUCGCACAUACGGUGGUUUAUCUGAAGUGUGGGAUAUUUGGUUUUUCACACUUCCGUAGGGAGAGCCAUCUGUUAUCAGGAAAAGCAGCAUGGCGCCUUUCUGACUUUCCGGCAUCUGGUCUCUCUCAGAAUCUCAAAGUGCCAAGGUCUAGAUACACGAAAAUGUCAUUGCAAGUAAUAGAGAAAAUGGAGAACGAUCUAGCUUUUAAGCGCAAUCAAGAUCUGCCUCUUUCAUCUUCUUAUGAAGCUGCAAUGGAAGCACUUUCCUCGCUCAUAACACGUCAGAAACGUGGAGACCGAACACCUGUUGGUGGAAAGUUUGGGAAACUGGAAAGAAUGUCAAUGUAUCUCAGGAUACUCGGGUUGGAGGAAAAGAUUGCUGGGCUUAAAAUAAUACAUGUUGCUGGAACUAAAGGGAAGGGUUCGACAUGUGCUUUCUGUGAGGCUAUUUUGCGAGAGUGUGGAUUUAGGACUGGACUGUUCACAUCUCCUCACCUAAUUGAUGUGAGGGAAAGGUUCCGUUUGGAUGGGUUGGACGUGUCUGAGGAUAAGUUCCUGCUAUAUUUUUGGGAUUGCUGGAGUCAACUGAAGGAAAAUGUUUCGGAAGAUCUACCAAUGCCACCAUUAUUCCAAUUUCUCACGAUACUGGCUUUUAACAUGUUCAUAUCUGAACAGGUUGAUGUGGCAAUAAUUGAGGUGGGUCUUGGAGGUACAAAGGACUCAACAAAUGUGAUAAAAGAGCCUGUUGUUUGUGGCAUUACUUCCCUUGGGAUGGAUCAUACAGAAUCUCUGGGAGACACCCUAGGGCAGAUUGCUUCUCAUAAGGCUGGGAUUUUCAAGCCUCAAAUACCAGCAUUCACUGUUCCCCAACUAUCUGAGGCAAUGGAUGUUCUUGAGGAGACAGCGGGUGGACUAACGGUUCCAUUGCAAGUAGCUGUACCGCUUGAUAUUCAAAGGUGGGGCGGAGAAACACUUAGCCUGUCUGGUGAUCACCAGCUUGUCAAUGCUGGGCUUGCUGUUUCACUCUGCAAAUGCUGGCUUCAGAGAACCGGAAACUGGGAAAAACUACUCGAAAAGAAGCAGGAUGAGGAGGUGGUGGGAUCAGAACUGCCUCCUGCAUUUGUCAGAGGUCUCUCAACAGCACGCCUUUCUGGAAGGGCACAGAUUGUCCAUGAUACUCCUUUGAUGUUGAAUGGCUCAGCAGAUACUUCGGAAAAUUCAGGAGAGUUGACUUUCUACUUGGACGGAGCUCAUAGUCCUGAGAGCAUGGAGGCUUGUGCCAGAUGGUUCUCUGGUGCUGCUAAAGCAAACAAAACAUUAUUGCCAUUGUCAUCACCACCAUCUACUUCUUUUGAUGUUCGCAAUAUGAAGUCAUUCUGGGGAAAUGGCUGCCUCAAUUAUGAAAAGGAUUGUGUGAAUUCAUCUAAUAAGAUGUCAAAGCAGAUUCUAUUAUUCAAUUGCAUGGAUGUUAGAGACCCUCAAAUUCUGCUCCCGCGACUUGUGAAUAUUUGUGGUUCAUCAGGGACCCAUUUCUCAAAGGCUUUGUUUGUCCCUAGCAUGUCAACAUAUAGUAAAGUCACUUCUGGUACUUCGGUUAUUACAUCAGAUGUCCCUACCAACAGGGACUUGUCAUGGCAGUAUAACCUCCAAAGGAUUUGGGAGAAGAUUAUACAUGGCAAAGAUGUUUCCCAUGACAAGAGUUCCAAGACGGAUGGUGUAGACUUCUUGCCCCCUCACAAGUUUCUUUACGAAGACGUUUCCAAUUGCAAUCCGGCAGAUCGGAAUUUCGCUUGCAGUGCGGUGAUGCCUUCGUUGCCAUUGACAAUAAAGUGGCUAAGGGACUGUGUUAAGGAAAACCCUUCUUUACGCCUUCAGGUACUAGUCACCGGUUCGCUGCAUCUGGUAGGGGAUGUGCUCAAGCUAUUGAGGAGCACACAGAGCCAAAUUGACGAUUGAGUUUCCUGCAACUGGGUCAUUACCUACUCCUGGAGUUGGAAUGUAGCUCCGUACGAUUUGAAGGACAAGUUGUCGCUCUGAAACACAGUUCUAGCAGUUCCUGGUUACGGUUCAGAUAAAAUAAUCUUGGAUGUAAUAUCUCUGAAGAAUAAACAUCCAUGACAGGGCAGCAGCAAAGAGGACUGCCGAUAUGCCAACGUACAAGCAUUUUGUAGCCUGUAAUUGCUACGACAUGUGAAGUUUAGACUGAAGAUAGUUUUGAACACGAGUGGAAAUGCAAUGUAAAAUCUUCCUAAAGUGACUAUUUGUAUGUAAAUGGGGGUGAAAAGUAAAUCCACCACCCCCAGUGAAAAAAAUGUUUGAGUUUAUGAAUAAAAUAUAAGAAGAUUGGCAUUC